Messenger RNA from Medicago truncatula (barrel medic), 1530 nucleotides. RefSeq names its product probable transcription factor At4g00390. Gene Ontology annotation, biological process: regulation of DNA-templated transcription. Gene Ontology annotation, cellular component: nucleus. The transcript has a single exon. The coding region runs from base 82 to 1344 and encodes 420 amino acids. Lineage: Eukaryota; Viridiplantae; Streptophyta; Magnoliopsida; Fabales; Fabaceae. The record is from RefSeq and is a predicted model, not a curated record.
CUGAUUCUUCGCUUCAUUCACUAGUCACAGUCAUUAUCCCUCCCCAAAACCCUGAAACCCUAAUCACAUCCCAAAUUCUCGAUGGCGCCAAAGCCAAAGAAACGCCUCGCUCUUGUCGACGACCCACCUACCGCCUCUUCCUCCGACGAGGAACAACCACCUUCAACCCAAAAACCAGCUGACAAAGUAGUCAACGAACAAGAUGAAGAUUCAUCCUCAGAAGAAGAAGAAGGCGAUGAAGAAGAUGGUUCUUCAUCUGAAGAUGAAGAAGAAGAAGAUAAUCAAACUCAACAAACUCCUUCAAAAGAUUCAAAACCCGCUUCCAAAAACCCUCCUCCUUCUACUCCUAUCUCUAACCCUAAACCCGCUGAAUCUGAAUCCGGCUCAGAAUCCGGUUCUGAAUCUGGAACCGAAUCUGAUUCUGAACCGGAGCAUAAAUCGGAACCCACUCCACCUCCUAACCCUAAAGUUAAACCACUUGCUUCAAAGCCCAUGAAAACCCAAACCCAAGCCCAAGCCCAAUCAACUCCGGUGCCGAUCAAGUCUGGUACUAAGCGUGUAGCCGAAAGUAGCACCGGAAACGAUUCAAAACGUUCCAAGAAGAAAACCACCACCGCCGGCGGUGGUUCUGAUGAUGAGAAUGAGGUAGAGGAGGAUGCGAAAUUGACUGGUGAAGACUCGAAGAAGAACUUUCAGAGAGUGUUUAGCGAAGAAGACGAACUUGUGAUUCUCAAAGGACUUGGGGAUUUUGUGGCGAAGACAGGAAAAGAUCCGAUGAAGGAAACAGCUGCAUUUCACAGUUUUGUGAAGAAAUUGUUGAAAGCCGAUGCCAACGCUGAGCAAUUGAAGCGAAAGGUUCGCGGUUUGAAGAAGAAGUUUGAAAGCAGUGACAAUUUUACUAAACCUCAUGAUAAGAGAGCUUUUGAUCUUUUCAAGGUUUGGAGCAAAAAUGCUUCUAAGGAAGCUGAAGAAAACGGAAAAUCUAAUGAGAAAAUCGCAAAGAGUGCUAAGAAGGAAGCUCCUGUCAAGAAUGGUGGUUCUGCUAAGAAGGAAUUAGCUAUAGUUACUAAGAAUGUAAGUGGAAAAGUGGAAAGUGGUGUUGGUAAGAGUUUCAUUUUGAGCGAACUGGUUAAAUUUGAUGAGGCUGCGGGUAUAGCUGUGCUCGAUAAGGAUGCUGCAGAAAGCGGUUUGGAAUUGAUGAGGGAGUCAGAUAGGGUUGAGUUGGAGGAGAGGUGGAAGAAGUUGCAGGCUGCCGAGAUGGAUGUGUUUUUGAAUCGCGCUGAGGUGGUUAGGGAGCAGACUAGAUUGGCAAUGCAGGAACUCAAGAAGAAAUCAAGCACAUAGGGUUCUCUUUCUUAGGUAUAGUUUUGUGGCUAAUGUGAUAAAUGUUUUGGAUAUGUUAUCUGUUUAUUUUUGUAGUGAUUGAGGCUGUCUUAUGAUUGUUGGAUUUAUAACAUUGUGUUGUUUGAUUGCUGAUGACUAUGAAAUUAUCGUGGUUUAGAAAUUCCAUAUAUUCUCUUGCUGAACAUA